CCAGCUGAUGUCUGUUCAUUCAUUCCUCCAGCUGGAGUUUCAGCCAAUAUUUGCGAUUGGAAAAAUGUCAAGACGCAGUUGUCGUAACACACUCCAAGAAAGGGAUGAAAACGCUGCAGACCAGGGCAUCAAAUGUCCAAGGAAAAGAAAAGCUGAGCCAUGCAAGAGGAAAAUGCCAGGAACAGCCAAGAAACAGAGUUAUGAGAUUCAGAAUCGAUGGGUAGAAGGUGACCUUAGCCCCUGCGUCCUUGUUGAGACUCCUCACAAGGAGCUAGAUGAGACAAGUAACUUAUCUGGUUUUAAACACUUCAGAUUCAAGAAUCUGUUCAUCAAGCCUUCUCCUCUGCCUUGUCUCAGUUGGGCCAGUUCAGAUGAUGUGUGGAUAAAGAUGCUAAACAAGGAACUGAAGUAUGUACAUGACAAAGGCUUCAUACAGCAACACCCCAACCUGCAACCCAAGAUGAGGGCUAUUCUCCUUGACUGGCUUUUAGAGGUGAGUGAAGUGUAUACACUUCAUCGUGAGACCUUUUAUCUGGCUCAGGACUUUUUCGAUCGCUUCAUGCUCACUCAGGAAGACAUUGGCAAGAAUAAGCUGCAGCUCAUUGGCAUUACCUCACUGUUCAUCGCAUCCAAAAUGGAGGAAAUCUACCCACCAAAGCUUCAAGAGUUUGCGUAUGUCACAGACGGUGCUUGUGAUGAGGAUGAAAUCCUUGAAAUGGAACUUGUUAUGCUGAAGGCACUAAACUGGCAGCUUUGUCCAGAAACAGUCAUCUCUUGGUUGAAACUUUAUGCUCAAGUGGAUUCUUUGAAAGAAAGCCCAAAUUUCCUUGUCCCUCAGUUUUCUCAGGAAACCUACAUACAGAUUACCCAGUUGCUGGAUCUUUGUAUACUGGACAUUAACUCUUUAGAUUACCAGUAUGGGGUUCUGGCUGCUGCUGCAUUUUGUCACUUUACCUCCUUUGAAACUGUGCAGAGAGUAUCAGGGCUGACAUGGGACAGUAUAUCCAGUUGUGUCCGCUGGAUGACCCCCUUCAUGAGGACAGUGAGUGAGUGUGGAAGGCCCAGGUUGAAGGACUUCAAGAAGGUGGCAGCAGAGGACAGACACAACAUUCAGACACAUGUAGACUAUCUGGCGAUGUUGAACAACGCUCAUCAGCGACAGCAGGAGAACUUGGACCGGUUAUCUCCAGUGCCUGUUGGAGGCCUGCUGACUCCACCCAAAAGCACAGAGAAGCCCGCUAACGUCUGAGAGGCUUAGAAGGAUAACCAUCUGCUGGCCCAUCCUCAUCUCUGAUCUGCAUGAUCUGGCAGUCACAGCCUAUCAGCGCCUUUCUGACAACACUACAGGUUUAAGAAGUUAAGAGGUCCCCAUUCGGCCUCAUUCCCCAAGGAGACGUGAACUUAUGUGCAGAACUUUCAGCAGAAGCCUUAAACUGGGCUUAAUAAGCAUUGCUUAAGUGUGUACAUCAGUGUUGGGAAGAGCAACACAGGCCCAGCUGUGGUGCUAUACGAUUCAGAAAACAGUGGUCAGGUGAAGUGAGUGCGUUUGAUCUCACAAAAUAGCAGUCCAGUGUGCCUUUCAUUAAGGACUUAAGGCAAUGUUUACAGGUAUUUUAGUCCUACAUAGACAUUUUUAGGGCUUCUCUUUGUCAAACAUCUACCAUGAGCAAGUGGCAGCAUUUACGAUUGCUGCUCCUUUAUGGUUAGAGACAGUGUGUGUGAGAUUUAUUAUUUUUUAAUAAUUUAAAUAUAAACGUGUACAUAAGUACGUUUGCUAUAGCUGCUCUAUUCAAUGGUGCUGUUAAGCUCUGGUUAUUGUGAAGCAGAAAUCCUGCAGCGUGCGAGUGGUCAGUUACUGAAGGCUACUUGCUGUGCUUGAAGCUGGUGCAGAGGAGUCGUGCUGCAUUUAUUUCAUAGGAACACAUUCCUUAAAGACUUGUAUUUUCCACUCUGAAAUGAGCUUAACAAAUUUAAAAUUGCAGAAUUUUGGAUGUUACCAUUUUGUUUUUCUGUUUUUAAAUGUAAUUUUCAUAUUGCUAUGAAUUCCAUUUCAUUUUUAUUGCCAAAGGCAAAUAUUUAAUUGAAUGCUUGCUUAUUUAUGAAUUUGUAUCUAAAAUAACUGUAAGACGCAGUAUUGUACUGAGCCUUACACAUGUAGCACAGCUUGAUACAUGUUUUUUUACUCCCAGAGAGCUAGGAGCCAAAUCCAGAGCCUGUAAACUAGAAGACGGUGUAAAAUUAACCCUAUAAAGCUGUACAGGAGAGGAUACGUGUGUACAUAUGGU
Colossoma macropomum (tambaqui) is the source of this 2285-nucleotide messenger RNA. It is a transcript of the gene ccne2, whose product is annotated as cyclin E2. Gene Ontology annotation, cellular component: centrosome; cyclin E1-CDK2 complex; cytoplasm. The coding region runs from base 8 to 1249 and encodes 413 amino acids. NCBI's taxonomy places the organism in Eukaryota, Metazoa, Chordata, Actinopteri, Characiformes, Serrasalmidae. The transcript is spliced from 11 exons. Gene Ontology annotation, molecular function: cyclin-dependent protein serine/threonine kinase regulator activity. The record is from RefSeq and is a predicted model, not a curated record. Gene Ontology annotation, biological process: G1/S transition of mitotic cell cycle; regulation of cyclin-dependent protein serine/threonine kinase activity.